Messenger RNA from Hyaloscypha bicolor E, 1553 nucleotides. RefSeq lists its product as uncharacterized. The record is from RefSeq and is a predicted model, not a curated record. Bases 75 to 1553 code for a protein of 492 amino acids. NCBI's taxonomy places the organism in Eukaryota, Fungi, Ascomycota, Leotiomycetes, Helotiales, Hyaloscyphaceae. The transcript has 2 exons.
GUCAGCUUACCCUUAUAUUUCGUGACCUUUUCGGGCUAGUUUUGAAAACUCAUCCUCCUCUCAACCCGCCUCGCAUGUGGCAUUUUCUUAGCACUCUGAUACCCACGCCCAGAAUGGCUAUUGCAAAGCAAAACAAGGCUCCGAGUGACCUGCAUUCUGAUACCUCGCCCAAGUGGAUGUCGAACGAAGAUAUCCUCCGACCUGAUCGCUUUGACCCCGACCCCGAACUUGCAACCACGGCCUACAAGGCUCUCGAUCUCGCCAUCAGCAACAGCAACCACAAAAGCGCGUCCAAAGGCCACAAGGAGCUGCACGACAACAUGGAUUUCAACAUGGAUCUCGAUGACUCCGAUCAACAAGAUGGAGGCGUUUCUCUCGUCUCUGGGCCCAGUUCCUCAGCCACGUCCUCCCAGAGCAGCGCAACUGGUCUCGGCAUCCACACCCAUUUCUCACCCUCUUCACCCUCCUCCCAACCCAGUGCAAGAUGGCUUGGCCUCGCCAGCAACACUAAGCUCCGGUCAUCCCCUUCCCCUAAGUCCUACGCAAAAGGUCUUGCCGGCAACAUUGAUCUCUCGCCCUCCCCGACCCCGUUGAUCAACAAACCAGGUCUUCCCCUCACCAUCAACACCGAUCUCCCGUCUCCGAAAAGCGAGCAGUCUACCCCCAACACCUAUAUUCGAUCCCCGCUCACGACGAUUCAUGAAGAGCACGACACUAAUGCUGAUGUGAAGAUGGAUUUAUCCUUCGUCGACGACGAGGAGAUGCCUGAUCUUGAAGACUCAAGCACCAACCUCGACCUCCCGUCCUCGCUCCCUGGAUCGUGGCCGGAUUUCUCAAAGACUUUCCAAACCAAGUACGGUCCCUCCUCGCCUUCACCUCUCAAGAAGGAAAUCGAAGACGCGCCACCACUUCCACCUCGCCAUUUCGGCCUUCCUGAGUCGAAGAAAUCGAGGUUAUGCAACGAGAUCGACACCGUCUCUUCUGAUGAUGAACUCCCGAUCUCGAUCAAGAAUGAGGAUGGUGAUGGUGAUGAGAAGAAGGUGGGUUGGGGCGAUGUGAGAAUUGAGUGGGAUAUGAGCCUCUGGCCUCCCGAGAAUGUGUAUGAGAGAGAAUUCUGUGAGAGAGUUUGCGAGGAAGUUGCAGUUGCGAAUGGAUUCCAGAAGGUUGUCAUAAAAUCCCUAGUUCGAACCUACACCACAACACGCACCUUCUCCACUACUCGCCGAGUCUUCUUCGAGCCCCACCUAAUUGCUACUUUCUCCUCCUACCCCUCUUCCCACCACGCCUCCUUUAAAUCCACCAUCUCCUACAAGCCUCAAAAGGUCUGGUCCCUCCGCUCCCAGGAACUCACCAAACAACGAGAAAAAAAGGAAGAGGUAGUGCGAAAGACGGCAGAUGUGCACAUCGGACCAGAUUUCUCAUGGGAGAAAGUCAAUGGGGAGGGAGUGGGUGUGGGAGAGAUGAUUGGCAAGUGGGAGAGCUGGGGCUUAUGGCGAGGGCGUGGGAAGGAGGUUGUUGAGUGGUGGGGGGAUUGGGAGACGGAGCGGGGCUGA